AAUAGGUGUUAUGGCAACUUCAUAUUCCAACAAUAAGAGCUUCAUAGUGGAAGUUGGUGAAGAAUAUCCAUACCCUUCACAUGUUAUUGCUCCACAUUUUGUUACUGUGAAGCUGAGUGGUAACGACAAGUACGAUGUGUGGAAAACGCAAUUGCUAUGUCUCUUGAGGAGUCAUGGUAUGCUUGGUUUCAUUGAUGGAACGAUUGUAAGACCCCAUGAUGAUCAAAACUCGAGCAAGAGGAAAUUCGUAAAAGACAGAAAGAAGGCAUGGAUGAGGUCCGAUUCACUUGUUACCGGGUGGAUACUUGGUUCACUCUCUGAAGAAGUAGCAAUGGAAGUUGUCAAUUCUCUUACUUCCAAACACAAUAAUAAUACAGAUUUCACUGCAAAAGAUGCAUGGGAUGAGUUACAACAUAGAUAUGCUCCUUCAAUAACAGUGAAUUCACCCACUGGAAUCACGGCUGUUGAUAAAGAAGAAGAAGAAGAAACAAACACGCAAGUAACAGAAGCACCAACAGACAAAUCGAGUAAAAAACCUGAAGAUGACGUAUUAAAACUUUUGCUUUUUCUGGUUCGAAUUGGAGCUUCGGGAGCUGUUCGUUACUUUAUAGACAACGAUAAGGUCAAACUGAUGGAGAAAAUAACCAUUAAUGGCGACACAGUGCUCCAUGUAGCAGUGUGUUUUUCAACGGCGAAUCAUGAAAUAUUAAGGUAUUUGUUGUCUAAAAUACCGGAAGAGAAAUCACUAUCGGAUUUGGUAAACUCAGAUGGAAGCACCCUGCUUCAUGUUGCUGCUAUUGUUGGCAACACCGAAGCUGCUAAAAUUUUGUUGGAGAAAAGCACAGAUUUGUUAUUGGUCGAGGACAAGGAUGGUCACACACCACUAGCAUUAUCUCUUUCUAAUAUUCACCCCAACACAUCUCGGUGUCUUAUAGAUGAAAUCAAAAAUGAUAAUAACAAGAAGAAUCAGCUGUUUUCCGGCAAAACUGGGGAUGAUCUUCUAGUUCUUGCCAUCUCUUCUAAAAAAUUUGGCUUAGCAAAGGAUUUGUUGACGCAUUACGAAACUAUACAUAGUGAAGCUGUGCUGAUGGCGAUAGCUCAAUACUUCCCAUGUGAACUCAAAUUUUGGGGAGGGAUACGAGUAUGGCCAUUCAUCAAAAGGAGAGUUGGAGUUCUUAAUGAUGCCUCUGAUUUGUUACGUAAAGUAUGUCAAAAAAUACCCCCCGAUUGUAGUGAUCACUAUUACUUAAAUCCUAUUUUUGAAGCCACAAGACAAAAUGCAUUCGAGGUUGUUGAACAGAUUGUGUCACAUUUUCCGAAUGCAAUUAAGGGUACCAAUGAAGAUGACCACGACUUUAUCCAAUAUGCUGUAAUCAAUCGUUCUGAAGCAGUUUACAACAUGCUUUUUCAAAUGAGCGCAGAUACAAACAUUGAUAAGAAACAUUAUAAAACAAUCAAGGACAAUUCAGAUAAUAAUCUCUUACAUCUGGCAGCAAAUUUGGCACCUUCCAACAAACUGAAUCUUAUAUCAGGUGCAGCUUUGCAAAUACAACGGGAACUCCAAUGGUUUAAGGAAGUAGAAGAAUUCGUAAAUCCCAUAAUCAGGAUUCAAAAGAACUCUUCCGGUAAAACACCUCAAAAGGUAUUCACUGAAGCACACAGGGACUUGGUGAUCGAAGGAGAAAAAUGGAUGAAGGAAACUGCACAGUCGUACACAAUCACAGCUGCGUUAAUCACCACAAUUGUGUUUGCAGCGGCUAUUACAGUACCCGGAGGAGACAACCAGGAUAUAGGGAUACCAAUUUUUAGAAACAACAACGCCUUCACAGUGUUUGCAGUAUCGGAUGCCAUAUCAUUAUUCGCAGCUGUCACAUCGUUAUUGAUGUUUUUAUCAAUCCUCACCGCACGUUUUCCUCAAGAAGACUUUCUCAUCAAGUUGCCUAAAAGGUUGAUAAUAGGCCUCUUAGCCUUGUUUAUCUCGACAACAACCAUGAUUGUUGCUUUUGGAGCAACAUUAUACCUUGUGUUUGGGCAAGGGGACUCGAGGAUCCUUAUUAUAAUAUGUGUAUUGACAUCGUUUCCAAUUACCUUGUUUGUGAGGUUGCAGUUUCCUCUUAUUGCAGACUUGGUGAGUGCCACAUAUGGUCCUAGUAUCUUUGUUAAAUAUUCAUCAUUUAGUUAUUUCUUUUGAAUCUUCUUUUAGCUGUAAACUUCAUUCCUUAAGGACAAAU
Messenger RNA from Erigeron canadensis, 2231 nucleotides. Its product is annotated as ankyrin repeat-containing protein ITN1-like. Lineage: Eukaryota; Viridiplantae; Streptophyta; Magnoliopsida; Asterales; Asteraceae. The record is from RefSeq and is a predicted model, not a curated record. The coding region runs from base 11 to 2191 and encodes 726 amino acids. Gene Ontology annotation, molecular function: protein binding. The transcript is spliced from 5 exons.